AUUUUUGGCAUUAUUUCUUCAAUGACCAAUAUAUCUCUAUGAAAAGCAUCCAUCUUUUUAUCAAACCAAAAAUCCUAUUCACUACAUAACAAUGGAAAAAGAAAGGAAUGUUUGUAUAGUAGGAGCAGGCAUUAGUGGGCUAUUAGCAUGCAAAUAUGCCCUUGCUAAGGGUUACCAUCCCUUAGGUUUUGAGUCCCAAAACACCAUUGGUGGUGCUUGGACUCAAACGGUUGAGACUACAAAACUCCAAACACCAAAAUUCUUAUACCAAUUCUCUGAUUUUGUUUGGCCUUCUUCAGUUGAAACACUAUACCCUAAGAAAGACCAAGUAUUUGAUUACAUUCAAUCUUAUGCUAAGUAUUUUGAUUUACUUAAACAUUUUAGGUUUAAUACCAAGGUGGUGAGUAUUAAGUAUGAAGGUACAUCUCAUGAAGAGAUCCAAUCUUGGGCUCUUUGGGGUGGUAAUGGUCAUCCCUUUGGUGGUAAUGGUAAAUGGAUUGUUACCGCUCAAGAUCUACUCAACCAAUCAAUCAAGGAGUAUGAAGUAGAUUUUGUGAUAUUGUGUGUUGGAAAAUUCACUGGUCUACCAAACAAACCAGAAUUUCCCAUUGGCAAAGGGCCAGAAGUAUUUGAAGGAAAGGUUUUGCAUGCAAUGGAGUAUGCUGCUUUAGAUGAUGAAAGUGCAAGAGAUUUGGUUAAGGGAAAACAUGUUAUUGUUGUUGGCUUCCAGAAAUAUGCACUCGAUAUUGCUACCGAAUGUUCCAUUGCUAAUGAAGUAGAACAUCCAUGUACAGUGUUGUAUAGGACACCCCAUUGGCAUAUGCCAGACCAAUUUCCAUGGGGAAUUGCUAUCGGCUACCUGUAUUUGAACCGCUUUUCUGAGCUAUUGGUCCAUAAGCCCGGUGAAGGUCUUCUAUUAUAUUUCCUUGCUUGUAUUCUCUCUCCUCUGAGAUGGGGAAUCAGCAAAUUAGUAGAGCUUUAUAUAAAAAGAAAGCUUCCUCUCAAGAAAUAUGGAGUAAUACCAAAGCAUAGCUUCUUACUAGAGAUGAAUUCUUGUGGGAUUUCGACGGUGCCAAAAGGGUUUUAUGAAAAUGUUGAAAAAGGAAGCAUUAUUUUGAAAAAAUCCCCAAACACUAUAAGCUUCUUCAAAGAAGGUGUUGUACUUGAUGAGCAUGAAUAUGUUAAAAGUGACUUGGUGAUUCUUGCAACUGGUUUUAAUGGCGAUCAAAAGCUUAAAGACAUUUUUGAAUCUCAAACAUUUCAAGAUUAUAUCUACGGUUCCUCUAAGGACUCAGUUCCUUUACACAGAGAAUGCAUACAUCCAAGGAUUCCACAAUUGGCAAUAAUUGGAUAUUCAGAGAGCAUUUCAAACUUAUUCACUUCAGAAAUGAGAUGUCGUUGGUUAUUUGAAUUUCUGGAUGGAAAAUUUAAAUUGCCGAGCAUUCAAGAAAUGGAAAAAGGAAUAUUAGAAUGUGACAAGUACAUGAAAAGGUAUUCUGGCAAGUAUUACAGGAAAUCUUGUAUUGGUGCAUUGCAUGUUUGGUAUAAUGAUCAACUUUGCAAGGAUAUGGGCUUGAACCCAAUGAGAAAGAAUGGAUUUUGGGCUGAAUUAUUUGAUCCUUAUGGCCCAAUGGACUAUGUUUAAUACUUAGAGCCAACUCUUGUGAUAGACCGUUUUUUAAAUAAUUGUAUUAGUUGGCUAUUUAGCCCAUGUGUGAAGGUUGUCUCACACAAGAAUUUGUUAGGUAUUUAUUAGACAUUAAUUAUUUCACAAAAUUACUUUUAAGCUGUAUUUGACCUUUUUUUAGCUUUCUAUUAUUAAAAUCCGUGUCAGU
Molecule: messenger RNA, 1835 nt
Organism: Amaranthus tricolor (Joseph's coat)
Lineage: Eukaryota; Viridiplantae; Streptophyta; Magnoliopsida; Caryophyllales; Amaranthaceae
Product: probable flavin-containing monooxygenase 1
Exons: 5
Coding region: 92-1645 (517 amino acids)
Molecular function (GO): flavin adenine dinucleotide binding; NADP binding; N,N-dimethylaniline monooxygenase activity
Source: RefSeq, a predicted model, not a curated record